AUGCUCGUAGAUGCGGAUGCAAAGCGGGAUGCUGACCGCAAGCUAGACUCAUACACCAUAUGGGUGAUUGGCCAAGACGAUUUCUCCGAUGUGCAAAUACCAGAUGCACCUGCUCAGCCACCGCAGACACCAAACACGGGGGUCCAGAGAGCUGCGAGUGAGGAUGGGUUGAAGGAGAGGCAGGAGGCUACAAUGGAGAGGUCAAGGAUAUCAAAGCAAGAUGCACAGACUGCGUCUUCAUCCUCAUGGUGGAGUGUGCUUGUGCUCGAAGAGCUGCUCCCGCUGGUGCUCGAUGAGGCGUUCGAUGAUGUUGCGCUAGACUUGGCAGAUGCUGUCUUUGAGGAAGCUGCGGAUGAAGAUGCUGCGGAGGCAGAUGUGGCCGAAGAAGAGCCACCGCUCGAGGUCUUGGCGACAGUGUUCGUGGACUCUACAACGAAUUGA
Messenger RNA from Bacidia gigantensis, 441 nucleotides. RefSeq lists its product as uncharacterized. NCBI's taxonomy places the organism in Eukaryota, Fungi, Ascomycota, Lecanoromycetes, Lecanorales, Ramalinaceae. The record is from RefSeq and is a predicted model, not a curated record. The transcript has 2 exons. Bases 1 to 441 code for a protein of 146 amino acids.